GAGGGUAUAUCUGACAAAACAGAAAAGUGACAUGUACGCAGAGACAAAUAGUACUAAAAAGGGAACAAAGUAGAGAUAGCUACAAAAAUCAAGGAGGAAGCAGAACUAAAGAAGAGAUUAAAGGAUGGACACCACAGCUGUUACAAGGAUGUGGAACGACACAGAUCUUCUAAGAAAUUAUACCUUUUCUUGUGCGUCCCCGUCUGUGGAGGGCUACCGUUACUUUGGCGUCCUCUUGGGAUCGACUGUUACCAUAGUAGGAACCAUAGGGAAUAUUCUGACCGUCCUCGCCUUUGCCACUGAUGCCAGCCUGAGGACACGUUUCAAUGUUCUCAUAGUAAACCUUGCCCUCGCUGACCUUCUUUACUGUACGAUCCUCCAACCGGUCAGCGUUGACUCAUACCUGCACCUGCACUGGAGAGGUGGAGCCACCUGGUGCCGUAUGUUUGGAUUCCUCCUGUUCCUGUCCAACAGUGUGUCCAUUAUUACAUUAUGCUUCAUUGCUAUGAGUCGUUAUUUGGUUGUUGCGCAUCGCACUUCUCGCUGUGCCCGUCUGCUCCUGUCCCACCGUGGAGUGGCAGUGCUCCUCAUCUCAUCCUGGCUACUGGGUGUAGCCAGUUUUGCCCCACUUUGGCCCGUCUAUGUGUUUGCCCCACAAGUGUGCACCUGCAGUUUUCACCGGACUAAAGGGCGGCCUUACACCACCGUGCUGCUCUUCAUGUACUUCUUCUUCGGCUUGGGUUGUGUGGGCCUUUUCUACUUUCUGAUCUACCGUAAAGUACGUGUAGCCUCUAAGGCUUUUCUGAAGUACAGGCCCAGUCGUCGCUCCUCAGAACGCAAGAGGGCUAAAGCCGAAGCAACGACGGAUGACAGCGGGAUCAGUGCUGGAGCUUCAACAAUUCAAAGCUGUGAGAUCAGUCAUGAUGAGACAGGAGCAGAGCAGAAUAAGAACAAAGCACUGGAGAAAUCUGAGGGCCACACGAACACAAAAGAACCAAAAAACUCCAUUCAAGAUGCCUCAAAAGACACAGAAACGUCUUCUAAACCAACACCGGUAACAAUCCAGACCACUCCAGCUGCCAGUUCAGGAGAGGACAGUGAAUUUAAGCGUGUAACUCGAAUGUGCUUUACAGUUUUCAUGUGUUUUGUUUGCUGUUUUGCGCCAUUUCUACUGCUGAAUGUCGCCGAUAAGGCGAACCGUGCACCACAGGUCGUUCAUAUGAUUUGUGCAAACCUCACUUGGUUAAAUAGUUGCAUUAACCCUUUGUUGUACGCGGCCAUGAACCGGCAGUUUAACCAGGCCUACAAAGACCUACUAGGCAAAGCUGUACAUCCAUUAACCUGGAUAUGGAGAACCCGUCGGAUCACAAUAAGAUAAGCGAUAAUGAAGAACGUUAUCCGACUCAUUUCAAUCUGAAAGUGAUCUUGUGUUGUAGAUGUUCAGUGACUUCACAUAUUAUGCCAUAUACAUUUUAUGUAUUAUGCACGGUUUUAUUUGCCAUUCACUUUCUAUAUUGUCAAAUAGCUUGCACUUCUUUAUUUAGCUCAUCUUUGACUAUAAUGGUCUGUAGGCAUUUCUUUCUCAAGUGGUGGGAUUUUCCAGUUCCAUCAAAGAUCGGAAAAAAAACGUGUCAUGUGCAUUUUCACUGCAAACACACAAACUUUCUCCGUUUCAUUUCCUCAUUUUUCUGACUGCACAUAUGCAGUAAUCAUGCGUGCCACCACAGGAAUGAUUCAUAAUGACAUUAAGAACAUUUGUAACCUCACGCACAAAUGAACAUGGGAGUUUGAAGCUGGGCGAUGGAGAAAACAAGAACAGACGUGCCUCACUGCUUCGUUUAAUACCUCAUAGGAAACCACAAGAUUUUCUUAAGUCCACUUUUGCUUGCUGUGUUGUUUCCAUUUUUAUUUAUCUACUGUUUAAGCUGGACCUCCAGAAUAUGAGAUAACUUGUAUGAUCUUAUUUUUAUAAUGGAUUUUUGCACAAUUCCUCGAAAUGUAGUAAUGUGUGUAUAUUGCACAUUAUAUCAGUGUUCUAUAAUGAUAACAUAUGUAUUUCUUUCUGAAUUGCUUCUUUUAAAAUAAAGUAACAAAGUCAGCAAAA
This is a messenger RNA of Cyprinus carpio (common carp), 2104 nucleotides long. Its product is annotated as G protein-coupled receptor 84. Gene Ontology annotation, cellular component: membrane. Lineage: Eukaryota; Metazoa; Chordata; Actinopteri; Cypriniformes; Cyprinidae. Gene Ontology annotation, molecular function: urotensin II receptor activity. The record is from RefSeq and is a predicted model, not a curated record. Gene Ontology annotation, biological process: neuropeptide signaling pathway.